This is a messenger RNA of Pocillopora meandrina, 3387 nucleotides long. Lineage: Eukaryota; Metazoa; Cnidaria; Anthozoa; Scleractinia; Pocilloporidae. The record is from the annotation of a GenBank genome assembly.
GCCCAUUGUUGUUUUUGUAAUCAAAUGCAUUUUCCCAUGUUUACUUUGUCCUUACCGACAGAAGAAAUCUUUCAGAUGUAAGGCCAAAAUCGGCCCGCAACAAAUCUUCCAGUAGUCGAUUUUCGUUCUCAGCCGCGAGAAAAGCCAUUACCAAAGCUACUGUAUACGUAACUUUUGGUUUUUCUUUUCGUAUUUUGGUUUUUUUCUCUUUCUUCGAAAGUUUGAGCGUCAUUGUCUAUAGGCGAUACGGAUUUUUCAGUGUUUUGGCAGCCAUAAUCCGAGAAAAUUCCGACAAAAAGUAAGGGCUUUGCCGUUCCUUCAUGAACCCGACCGAGUGACGUUCUGCAGCUGAUUGGCGAUAUCAAACAUAUGCGAAAAAAAACGAUAUUUUUUCACGUGUGUCGUUGCGGCUUUUCGCAAGGAUAGAAAUCCUUAUAUAACACAUUAGUUAAUAUGAUAAUUAAAUAUCGACUUAACCUCGAUCAAGGGAAGGAUCAAGCUCAGCCGACGUGGUCGCUGCCGCUGACGUCUGCUAGGAAUCGGGCUUCUGAUGUACAUUCAUCUUCGUUGCCGUCCUUAUGAGACAGCGGCUCGUGAUUUUGCUUGCGCUUUUCUGAGAGUCGUCGAUGGCUGCCUCACUACCUAACAACGACGAUAAAAAGUGGCUUAUUUUCGAAGACGACAUGCCUAUCGAUGAUUUUCUGAAGAGGAACCCACCAUCACAGAUCGAGGGUUCCCAGUAUUCGUAUCUCUGUGUGCGCCAUUCUGACUUCUCAAAGAUAAAAUCUCCCGAUGAAGCUUCUCUACGUAAAGAAUGUGACAGUCACAUAGAAAACUUUGGCGAGAUGACCUCAGAUUACAUUCUACAGUUGGCCGAGAAAUACGACUACAAAACAAGAAAAUGGCUGAUCCACCCAGAAAGGUAGGGAAAGAACCGACACGAUUUUAGUAGCUGCAAGUCAAAGGAUAAAAUAUGUAAGCUCGCGAACAACGCUUAGUUUCUCCUAGCAGGGCUUUCAAAGAGUUUGAAAAAAGGAAGGGAAUAAUAAUUAGUUGGCUACCGAAUUAAAUGCUGGGAAUAAUUAAGUCAAAAUGUCCCAGGUGUACAACAAAGUUUGCUAGAACCUUCUGAACGUGGAAUCGAUAUGUAAUAUUCGUCUACAGUAUCAUUUUGCCGAUUAAACACACGGUCUUCUCGUCGCAGCAGCUGUUCUCAGUUUUAUCGUCCGUUAACCCGCUUGUUGAACGCGAUGGUUAUCUUGGCCGCGGAGUCUUCAAACUCACUUCAACGUUUUGUUGGCAUCUUAAGUGCUUACUGAUCUAUUGGCUGAGUUGGUUGAUAACCCUCGGCAUGGAGCUGUGACAAUUUUUAUGCUGUGAAGAAAAAGUUUCCACGAAUUUUUUCGGGGUAAAUUUGGUUUUUAGCAUCUCCUUUGUCGUAAUUCGGGACGGUGUGCUAGACCACUCAGAUUUGAUCAGCGGAGAACGAUACCUCACGAUCAAAUACACUUUCGCACACAACGAAAUGCUCACUGUUCGAAUCCUGUUAGUAAUAAUUUAUUCUUUCGUUUCCACUCCAAACUGGGAAAUGUUUGCAGUUCAAGAUUUUCGAUCGUAUGUCAAUUAUCGAUCGUUUUUUUCAACAGCGCUUAUUUCGAAAGGAGGUAAACAUAUUAAGGCAUCUAUCAGCCGAAUGUGACGGAUACUAUCGCUCAUGUUGUUAAUCGAUGGACAUGUCAACGAAUAGUCAGCCAAAUGUCGGUCGCCAUGUUAUUUGAGUUAGUAGACCGUCAGUCGCCACUAUACUUGGUCGGUAUGUCGGUCAGCAUUCAGCCAACAUGUAGACCGAUAGUAUCAACUGAUUCUUGACCGACAGGCAACAGAUGCCUACUCAUGAUCCAACUAGUUGAUGGGCUUGGCUAGCUACUGGCUCUCAUUUAUAGCCCUGUUAUUCUGCCAAUAUGAGCAGCUCUAAUGUCUUGAAGUAAACAUUUAAGGGUAAUCCUUCACUGGUACGAAACAUGAGACCCUAGUAAAUGGACCUUUAUAUGUUAGUGCUACCUUAAGACAGCCUUGUAGCAUAACUUUUUUCAAAUGGUUCUUUCUCCAUCAAUUUAUAAUAGCUAUGGAAGCGCGUCGCAAAAGCAGUCGGCAAUGGUAAGCUUGGUUAUGCCGCAAAGGUCAGCGGAAAAAGCCAUGAAGAUAACACGCAUGUGAUCAGCGUGCACACUGAGGAUUUUACCAAUGAGAACAACGUGAGGAAAGUCGAGGAAAACCUCCGAAAAGAAGGCAUCACUGAACCAAUGACCUACAAGUUAGACAUCUACACAACGUUGGGGAUCUAUCGCUACAAUCCUUGGAGACUGAGCCCAACAGUGUACAGCAGCCAUAGUUAGUUGAUAACGAAGAAUGUCUACAGCCAUACACACUUUAAAGGAGACCGUACUGCCCUUGAACUGAUGAAGAUAUCUUUUCUUGUGGAGAUUCCUUUGAACGAAAGAGAAACAAGAACCAAAAUGAAUUAAAACUAGAGACAAAUAGAAACAAUUUACUGAUAGGCGUCAUUUUGGAUCGUAUGACGUCAUACAGGUACCACCAUAUAUUAUCACCAAACAAAAGCUCUUUCGUUUGGCAAUCAACUGCAAAGCGUCACCUGAUCCAACAUGGUGACGCACGCAAAAUUCCAGUUUCAAAAUAGCCAAUAUAUGUUUCUAUUUUUCCCUCACUAAAGGUGAAAGUUGGGAGGGUACGGCUACACAUAAGCUAUACCGUUCAGAGUUUCUGAAGCUGACUUUUCGAGCAUUGGCCCUUUGGCAGAGCGAAUAGGAAGGGCUAACGAAGGGCUAACGCUCGACUAACCGUCAGCUUUAGAAACUCUCUACUGUGGCCAAUCAAGUCAGUUAAUUAAAACAUUCUUACUAUUUGGACAAUUCAAUGUCCUUGAGCUUUGAACUGUUUGUGAAAAUUCUGAGCUUUGGACCUCCUGGGAAACUCAAGGCAUCGCGAGCGCGUGACAAAUAUUGAAAGCCAAUAAUAAUCAGGGGAGGGAGGGAUUGUACGGAUCACAACGUUGGUGCGAAAACGGUUUAAGUUCACUUGGUUCCAAUGGCCCAGAAUAAAGAAUUGUUCCACGCUUAGCGUGCCUAUGUCGAGUUAUGAAUGUACACGGGAAGUUUGGAGAGCACGAGAGAAGCGUAAGAGCUACUCUCCAAAUUUGCGAAGUGCAUCCAUAACUCGAUAUAUGCACAGCUUUUACGCACGAACAAAUUCUUCUGUAACAUAGCAUGCAGACACAAGUUGUGUUCGAAAAAAAAGAGUUUACUACAACCUUGUCGGGUCUACCAGAUAAUCAUGUUACAACCGAAAACUAUGAAUAAAUAACAAGGC